UUUGUGUUUAAACGUUCCAGCGGGAGGGUGGGGCGAGGAUUGCUCUGCUCAGGGUCUCGAUUGCAGGGCGACCCCGCGGGGCAGGAUUGGUCGGACGGUGCGCCCCACGAUGGUGCCGUCGCGGUGUGUGAAAAGCGAAUACAUGAAGCGCUUUAAAGAGCCGAAAUGGGAGGCGUGCGGCCCCUGCUACCAGGAGUUAUUGCGCUACCGCCUGAGCCGGCGCCUCUUGGAGCAGGCGCAUCGGCCUUGGUUUUGGGACGGUUGGGAGCAGGACAGCAGCCUGAGCAGCGGCGGUAGUGCCAGCUCCCCGUCGCCUCCAGGCACCUCCAGCCCCCCGGGUGCUCAGCAGGGAGAGGAAGGAGCGGCACGAGCGGAAGUGCCUAGCGAGCCUGCUCUCGGCGGGGCUGCUGGGGAGGCUGGAAGGUCCAGUCCCGCAGAGCCCUUGCGCGGGUCAGAGGAAGAAGGCCAAGAAAAAGCUGAAGAGAAGGUUGAAAUUGAUGGAGGUGACAAAAAGUCUGCUACAAGAGGAGCUGACAGUUCGACAAGUUGUCAACAAGGGCAGCCUGCGAGUCGUGGUGCCUUGGGCAACCGAGGUGACAGAAGAAGAGCGAAAAGUCCUCGAAGGAUAGAUACGGCAAAGGGUUCAAAACACCCAUUUGCCUUGUAUGGCUGGGGAGAAAAACAGACUGAUACAGGGAGCCAGAAAACAUACAACAUCUGUGCAUCUGCUUCAGUGAAUGAAAUUCAUGCGUCUGCAUUAAGAGCAAAGAACAGAAGGCAAGUGGAAAAAAGGAAGUUGUCUCAGAGGCGGAUUCAUUCGGCGGAAGUAGAGCGAACCUGGAGAACAAAAUCUCCUGGACCGGACAACCCCUGGAUGACUGAAUACAUGAGGUGUUACUCAGCACGAGCUCGGUGAUUCAGAAAUUUGUUUGGACCUGUCUUUUUAAAUUCAAAAAUAGUGGCUGGAAAACAACUGGUGAAAAAUUCCAAACUACUUAUGCAAGGUUUUUACAAAAGGAUUUUUCCAGCAGUUUGAUAUACUUGUUUAUAUUUUGGCUACUUAGCAGGAGAGGGAAUAAUGGAAUCCAUACGGAUAGGAACUAUGCUUGUCAGUAUAGCUUCCCUACAAUUUUUUAAAAAGAAGAAUAUUAAGAGGUGUUUCUACUGACCUUGAGCUAAGAAACUGUAGAAGGUUGUGGAAUUAACUUUUUCCAAUGAAAGAACUCCAGAGGAUUUUUUGACAAAUACUUAGUCCCUCUUUGAUCAUUGAAACAUAUUGACCCCGGUCCACAGAAAAUUUGUUGCCCUGAAGUUGCAUAGAAACCUUUCUCUGUAUAGGGAGCCAUGAGACUUUACAAAUCAGAUCUGUGAUAAAUAAAUAAAUGUGGAGCGAUGUAGGUGCCAUUGCAUUUUCACGUGAUUUUAGUUCAUUUGCAGUCAGCUGUACAACUGGAGACCUAGGAAACCAAGUGCAGACCAUCAGCCCUCUGUGGAGCCUCAGCAGUGGAUUCAAUCAACCUCCUGUUGCUUGCUUCCUGAGACUGCAAAAGUGGGGAUCAUUAUCCACCUCGCUUGGGCUGUGUGUCACAAGCUGUGCAGGCUGGAUGUGCAUAAAUACACAGGCUAUUAUAGCUAGAUGCGUAAAAGAUUGUAUCUGGAAAUGCUACUGGUGAUUUUAGAAUUAUCAAAACUUCCUAGCUUUUGGUAAAUUUGUAGUGACUCGUUAAGGUUUACAUUCCAGUUCUGGGUUUUGUGACCAUCUGGAACUGGAGAUUUUGGUGCAAUAGAUUAGUAAUGUGCUGUGUUUUUAUUCUUAAACUCUUUUAAUUUGCUGUCAUGAGUCCAUUGUACCAAAUGACAGGUGUAGACAAUCAUUAACUAUUAGUGAUGGUCCAUUCAAUAGUUUGCUGUAAAUAACAUGGUCUUAGUGCCACUGAACUGGGAUGUAGGUUUUUUUAACUCUUCAUCAGGGUGGAUAAAAUAUGCUUUGUAAACAAUUAUGUUAGGUGAGCUUCUGCAUAGUGAAAUGUUACUAAUAUUCAUACUCCGAAUUAAACUAGACUGAUCAAGCUAGUGUACAUUCUAUAAGGUAUGUUCAGGACUCGGGUUGAUAGUGCAGAUUUUGCUGUUCUCAAAUGUAUGACAUGUCCUUUGUUUCCCCCGCAAAAGUGGUUUUGUGUAAUUCAGAGGAUGAAGCCAUUGGCAGUCAUGAGAAUGUAACAAAGCUGUUACAGUUUUAAGUUUGUGUCACAUAUUGCUAGACUGCCUGCCAGCUAGCUCUGAAUUGGUGGUCAUUAAGCUGCUUAAAAUGGCCCCUUUGGCUACAGUCAGUCUCCUUAGAUUUCAAAUUAUGUUGGCUUCAUUCUUGUAGGGGUAUUUUUAUGCAGCUGGCAUUAAUCUCCAUCGUUAAGACUUAACUCAGUUUUUGGAAAACAGUUAUUGGUAGGAAAGAGUCCUUUCAUUAUGAAGGCUACAUCAUGUACUCUCACCAGAAACUCUGUAGUUCACCACUCUCAGCUUACCUCUUCUAUGGGAGGUGGCUUUUGGCCAUCUUGACUUCCAUUUCCUUUCCAACUAUUGAUGUAUUUACUUUGCUUUCUUUUUUUUAGUUGUAGCUGCUCAUUUCCUUAGCUUUUGUGUGUGUAUUCCUUACCUUCAAUUUACAAAAUGAAAGGACUUUAAUUGUACAUAGCUUUAACAUGAGGAUACAUUUCUACAUAUUUUUUACAUUGACUCCUUUCCUUCCAAGGGAUACAUGAAGGAUUUUUUUCUCAUGAUCUAAAGGCCACUUUUCCUAAACAGCCUACAGCUUUUUUAAAUAUUAGAUUCUCUUUUCAAAGGGCUGCAUGUACUAUCUUCAGCUUCCCAGAAUGCAACAGUAGCUGUGCUCAGCUAAACUUCUUGUAAACUGACUUAUGCAUGGAAAUGAGGGUUAUCUAAAUAGAUUUUGUUUGUUGUAUGCUCCUCCCUAGAACUAUUGUUGCAGAAGAUCCUUUUUUAAACAGGUAUAAAGAUACUUUGUGACAGAAUUUUUAAAAAGCUAGAUCUCUUAAAGGAUGCCCAGGAAGAUGCAAGGCCCUUGUGGAAAGAGAAUAGGAAAUGCUGAAAUCACAGUUAGAACAAGCAUACUCAAAGUCUGGGCUUUCAGUCUUCCACAAGAAUAUACUGGGUGGCUUUACAUGCUCAGGGGAGCAAGUGAGGGGUAGACAACUUAAAGCGACUUGUAACUUGCAAAGGGUGGAAUGUGCAUCUCUCUGUUCUACAUGGAACAUCUGCUUUCAUGUGUAAGAUGGCAUACUAAAAUGUAUCUUAAUUUUCAGCGCUGCUUCUCCCCUCCCACAAGCUGAGCAUUAUGCAGUGUUCAGAAAGGAGCCUCUGGCACCACAAUCCCAUACGUGCAUCGCAUUGCAUCACAAUCCCAUAUGUGUCUCUUCAGAAGCAAGUCCCAUUGAAUUCAUGGGACUUGCUCCCAGGCAAGUGGGUAAAGGGCUGCAAAUACAUUUUCUGACAAAAGUUCUGUUCAGGCAUUAGACAGCUCUGUAAAUAUAGCGCAUGUGCUGGGACAAGUGUGUUAGCUUCACCUUCCCAUCCCUUUCUCCCUCAGAAAGUUGAAGGGCAAUUGUUUGAAGUGAGGAGCCUGUUCCCCGUGCAUUUUAGAACUGAUUUUCCAAGAUUUUACAUCACUCAGGAAGGCUCCCUCUUCAAUAUAGGAGGUUCCCCGCUUAUCCUUGCUGACGGCAAAGGGAAUGUUGGGGGGAGUUAGCAUGCUUAUUCUUGCUGUUGUGUUACAUUUUCAGAUACAGUAGUCAGUCCGACCUGAAUAGGGCUAAUUCUACCAUCCUAACUAGUCAAUACAGAAGCGUGCUUAGAGAGUUGGCUACUAAAGCUGGAAUAGGGGGAAAAAACUUAAGUUCUGAGCUGUUUGAGCCGUAUGAGUAGAGAGAAAACUUUAGUUCUUAAUAAAACUGAAAAUGGGGACACUGCCAUGAAAAAGACCCCGCUUUGUCUAAACUACAGGGGAAAGCCAUGCUUGUAUACCUUUGUGGAUCUCUGUCUUCACAAAACCAGAGUGGUAUCGUUACAUCCUUCAGUUGCAAAAUGCCUGAAACUCAAAAGCACAAGCAACCCUGAUAAUCCCAGCAGAGUGAAAAAGUAUCUCCCUGUCCAGUUGGACAAAUCUUCUCACAUUCAUGUGUGGUGUGAAACUGUAAACCCACACUGUGCAAAAAAAUAUGCUUUUGUGUAUGUUUGUGCUGCCACAUGCACAUGCUCCUUCCAUCACUUUCAAGUAACUUCAGUGGUAAACUAUCAUUGGUGAAAGUUGACCUCUCUUUUCUAUUCUUAAAUAUCAUGUUCAUGGGUUUUUUAAUGUUAGUUUCCCCACAAACCUCUUGCUUGGGAAGGGAGAAGCUUUAAACCUCUUCUACCACCUAUGCCCUCCCCCCUUGUUACUGGCAGCUAUGUCUUCUUUAGGUAACUACAUAGCAUGCAACCUGCUGUGGUCCAUGUAAGGAUAUAUGGAUUGCUAAUAUAGCCUGGCAUUAGACUUCCUCUAAAACUGACCAAUAUGGGGAGAGGACCAAAAGCUUUCUUUCUAUAGCUUCUAUGGUUGGCGUAAUGGUAGCUUGCAAUGCUAGGCCAAUUGUUUGGUGGAAAAUGGCUCUGGCUCACCUUUCCCUACUAGGAUCAUCUCCCUCCCUGGAGAUGUGUGUGUGCUCCCUUCAGUUGUAAUGUACCCACAAUUGGACCUGCCCCACUUUUUGAGAACCACUUCCUUUAAGCAAUCGGUACAAUUCACUUGAACCUUCAGAAAACUGUUCAAGUAUUUCUAUACCAGGCUAGCAUUAAAGAUGGCUUCAAGAUACUUCCAUCUAUAUAUAUGGUAGAAAUGUAUUUUUGAUAUGGGGUGCAACAUAACUUGGAGCAUGCAAAUAUCUACUAGCUUACGUUAGUAGAGCAUAUGUUUAUAUUCUCUUACCUCUACAAAGUCCGUCAGGUUGUGACUUGGGGUUGGGAGGACCAAGAUAGUGUUGUUAUGAGGAGAAAUGUAGCCUAAAGCCAUCAAGGGAGGCAGGGGUAAGUGACCAGACCAAGCUAGACAAAGUCUCUUGAGCAUGACUGUUGAGGUCCAGAUACUUGAAUAGAUGGGGACACAAAGCAGCAAAACUAUAAAGGCCUACUACUCCUACAUGUAAUUCCUAUCAUGUGAAGUUAUGCCAGAGGUAUAAGGAAACUGUCACACUUAGCUUUUGUGAGCACUGAAAUCACUUUAGAGAAAAGCUUGGAAAAAAUUAAGCUUGAAGCAAUAUGUGACUUAGAAUGUUUUUUAGAAGUUUUUUUUCUAAUGCUCAUGUUCUUUAUAUUUAAUUGUACUUGCCAUGACUUUGUACAUGUGAA
Rhineura floridana is the source of this 5397-nucleotide messenger RNA. It is a transcript of the gene CCSAP, whose product is annotated as centriole, cilia and spindle associated protein. NCBI's taxonomy places the organism in Eukaryota, Metazoa, Chordata, Lepidosauria, Squamata, Rhineuridae. Gene Ontology annotation, biological process: regulation of mitotic spindle assembly. The record is from RefSeq and is a predicted model, not a curated record. The coding region runs from base 110 to 916 and encodes 268 amino acids. Gene Ontology annotation, molecular function: microtubule binding. The transcript is spliced from 3 exons. Gene Ontology annotation, cellular component: axoneme; cytoskeleton; axon.